AUGGCCGACAGCGCCGACGCGGGUGCUGAUGCCCAAAUCACCUUCAAGGUCAAGACCUCUGGCGAUGGUUCGCACACGAUAACAAUGGCCGAGUCUGCCAGCGUCCUUGACCUCAAGACUAAGCUUGCUGGCGAAGACUAUGAGAACAUUCCAGUACAGCGACAGCGUCUCAUCUACUCGGGCCGUGUCAUGAAGAACGACGAUACCCUGGCUACAUACAAGAUUAAGCCCAACAAUACUAUUCACAUGGUCAAGAGCGCCGCCAGCAACCCAGGCCAGCCAGCUGCGACUUCUGCCCCAGCGACGGCUCCCGCAGUACCAACCAACAUGGCGGCCGGCACAGCCAACAACCCGCUGGCUGGCCUUACCGGAGCCCGAUAUGCUGGCCACCAAGUCAACUUGCCUGGCAUGGAUAUGUUUGGUCCCGACGGUGGUAUGGGCCCUCCCCUCGACGAGGAGAACAUGCAGCGCAUGCUCUCUGACCCCAACGUUCAGCAGACCAUGAACGAAGCUCUCAACAACCCCGAUUUCGUCAACAUGAUGAUUGAGUCGAACCCCAUGCUUCGCAACAUGCCCAAUGCUAGAGAAAUCAUCACUUCGCCAUUCAUGAGACAGAUGAUGAGCAACCCGCAGCUCAUUAGUCAGGCCAUGCGUGCCCAGCGCGGAAUGGGAGGCGGUGGUGCUGCCUUUCCAGCUCCUGGAGCUACUGACACAACGCCUGGCAAUGCUGCCUCAAGCGAUGCCAACACUGGUGCCAACCCUGCUGCUGGUGCCAACGCUGCCGCGCCCAACCCUUUUAUGAACCCGUUCAUGUCGGGCAUGAUGGAUGGAAACGGUGCCCCCAACUUUGCGCAGAUGAUGCAGGCUCUCCAAGGUGCUGGCAACCCAUUUGCACCCCCAGCCGCGCGCGCCGCGACGACGCCUGGCGCUACGGGCGAGACGCCUGCCAACACCACAGGAGCUACUGGCGACUCGACAACAACGUCUAAUGCACAGACUGGCGCUGGCGCUGGCAGUGCUGCUGCCAACCCUUUUGCAGCACUGUUCCCUCAAGGUCAAGGCGGUGCUACUGGCCAGGCCAAUCCAUUUGGCGUAACACCAGAGAUGAUGCAGCAGAUGAUGACCAUGUUUGGCGGUGGUGGCGCUGCUACCAACACUCCCCCCGACAACAGACCCCCUGAGGAGCGAUAUGCGGACCAGCUGCGCCAGCUCAACGAUAUGGGAUUCUUUGACUUUGACCGCAACGUCGCUGCGUUGCGCCGAAGCGGAGGAAGCGUACAAGGUGCUAUUGAGUACCUACUCAGCGCAACGGACUAA
Messenger RNA from [Torrubiella] hemipterigena, 1317 nucleotides. The record is from the annotation of a GenBank genome assembly. Lineage: Eukaryota; Fungi; Ascomycota; Sordariomycetes; Hypocreales; Clavicipitaceae.